Molecule: messenger RNA, 1029 nt
Organism: Galleria mellonella (greater wax moth)
Lineage: Eukaryota; Metazoa; Arthropoda; Insecta; Lepidoptera; Pyralidae
Exons: 1
Coding region: 25-1029 (334 amino acids)
Molecular function (GO): zinc ion binding; nucleic acid binding
Source: RefSeq, a predicted model, not a curated record
UUUUCUUUCCUAUAUACCUUUCUAAUGCCACUAGAAAUAAAAAACGAAAGAAUGGCUCUAGAUAUCUCUACAUUAUUAAAAUUAAUUCCGACGUUUGACACCAAAGAAAAUAACCAACUAUAUAGAUUUGUUCGAUCUUGCAAUUCUGCCUUUGCUUUAGCCUCUUUAGAACAAGAAUCAAUCCUCUUAGUAUACGUUUUAAAUAACAUCACUGGCUCAGGUGCCUCCGAUGUCCAUUGUAAACAAUACAAAACAUGGAUUGAGCUCAGAUCGUUCCUUAUCGAAAAAUUCUCGCAUGUAAAAACGAUUAGCCAUCUAAGCCUAGAACUACAGUCUAUGUUCCAAAAACCAAACGAAACAAUGACUGAAUAUUUUCACCGGGUAGACCUCUGUAGGAGUAAAAUCGUAGAAAAACUAACAGCGGAAAUUUUAGAUGAGACGCUCGCAGGUCGGUUAGCGACCACAGAAGAAACCGCCUUAUCGGUAUUUAUCAACGGAAUUAAUUCAGACGUAGGAGCAAUGCUGAGAACUAAAAACUUUAGUAAUCUCUCCGACGCAGGUCGUUUCGCGCUACAGGAAGACAAAAUUCGAGCAAUGAAUAAUGCUAGGCAGGCACUAUUUAGAGUAUCAGCCGCUAGUAGGUCUGUUAAUAGUCCUAGACCGCACGUAAAAUUUACGAUUGACAAUCGAUCGAUGACGCGACCUCCUAAUAUAUACCAACAGAAUACAUCAAAAACGCCACCAUAUCAAAACGUUAUUUGCAAUUACUGUAAGAAACCAGGCCACCUCAUCGCCGAUUGUAGGAAACGAGCAUAUAAUAAUAAUAUCAGAAACUCGUUACAAGAACAGAACAUAUCGCCCCAACAAAAUUUCCGUGCAUUACCUGCCGCUAAAAUAAAUAAUUUAAACCAUUUAGCGGCCAGCGAAGCGAGCAGUUCGGUGGAAACCGCUUUAACGUCUUGCUCACCUCAUCAAACACAGACAUCGACCCAGGAAUUAAACCUGGAGGACCUACAAAUAGAUUCUUAG